This is a messenger RNA of Metopolophium dirhodum (rose-grain aphid), 849 nucleotides long. RefSeq names its product transcription factor Adf-1-like. Lineage: Eukaryota; Metazoa; Arthropoda; Insecta; Hemiptera; Aphididae. The record is from RefSeq and is a predicted model, not a curated record. The transcript has 4 exons. Gene Ontology annotation, cellular component: transcription regulator complex; nucleus. Gene Ontology annotation, biological process: regulation of transcription by RNA polymerase II. Gene Ontology annotation, molecular function: DNA binding. Bases 1 to 849 code for a protein of 282 amino acids.
AUGUCGGUUAUAGCAUUUACACCACAAGAAGAUGAACUUUUUAUUGAAUCUGUGCGUAAAUAUCCAGAGCUUUAUGACUGUUCACACAUGCAAUAUUUUAAUUUAAUAAUUAAAGAUUCAAAAUGGAAAGAAAUUUCCCAAAAUAUUGGAAAGUCUGUCGAAGAUUGCAAAAAGCGUUGGAAAAAUAUCAGAGACUCUUACAAUCGUAAUAAAAGAAAAUUGGGUACGGGUUCUGAAAGAUCGCUAAAAAAAAAGUGGCCUUUGGCGGCACACGUAUCUUUUCUAGAUAAAGUUCAACACGAACGAAGUUCUUCAUCAAAUAUAAGUGUAUCUGAAAGCGCAUCUGUACUACAUGAAGAAGGAGAACUUGACAUAGGAAUAGGGGAAGAAUUUAACGGAGGAACAGAAGAAAAAGAAAAAACCACAGAUAGUCCACGACGUAUAAGAUCGAAGCAGGACAAGUUGGCAGUCAUUCUUGCAACAAGAAAUGAAGAACAAAAAAAGUUAAUAGCAGCUAUUCAGUCUCAAAAUGAGACAAUUUUAAAUAGAAAAAUGAAUGAAGAUGAUGAGAUAGAUUUAUUUUUCAAAAGUUUGGCCAUGACUGUGAAGAAAUUACCAACCAAAGGUAUCAAUGAAAUAAAAUUGAAAACAUUAGCAUUAGUGGCUGAAACUGAAGAAAAAUAUGCUGCACAACAAACAAGAAAUAUUAUAACUCAAGGAUAUUUUAACCAACCAAAUGAAAACUCCAUACAUUUACAAAUGUCACCUUCAAAUGCAUCAACUUCAACAUAUGGUACAUCUGAAAGUUCACAAGUUGAAAUUCCCGGAGCGGAAAUAAACUACUUAUAA